UGUAUGUGAGUGUGCGUGUGUCAGGCAUUUGAACUCCGUCGUCAGGGGUGGAAAUAAGUGUUUUUGUUCUCUUUUAUUGGUGUGGCCUGAAACAGAAUGGCUUGGACAAUCUUCAUCGCGGCCUGCUGCCUCAUCGCCUUGCACGCAGAAGGAGCUCCCAGAACUGCCGUGUACAAAUUUGUCAAGUGUCGGCCUGAGGGCAACCGUGCCAACUGCGUGACUCAACAAAGUCCACAGAUGGAGUGGAGUCCAGACCUGCCGACCAAACUGCCUCCUCCUUCCAGUGCACCAUACCUUGAUGCCCAGCCAGUGGAGGAAGAAGGUUCAGGAAGUAUGAGCGAGUCCGAGGAUGUACAGCCUGAGGAUGGUUCCGGUUAUGAGGGUUCUGCUGGUUCAUUCUGGAUGGACUCUUCGUUUGACACGAAUACCGAACAGGAGAUGGGCUCCGGCGAGUCCUUGACAGGCCAAUAUGCUGGACGAAUAAACUCAGAGGCCUUCAGAAAAUUCCUUGACAGUUCUUGGCGGAACCAAGACAAAGGAGCUGAGAGGGAGAUGCAGGAGGACCACUUCCUGCAGUUGUAGAGUUGACAAGCUGCUCUUCUUUCCACACUGUUACCACAAACUAAAAAUCUACUGCAUUACCACCUGGCGACCACAAUUUUAUUGACGCUGCUCCUGGCUACAGCUGUGCUUUAUGGGGGGGGGGGGGAAGAAAGAAAAAAAAAAGAUCUAUAUAUAAAAUGGAAUAUAAUGUUGAAGUUAACAUUUUUCGUGAGCUUAUUCGACCUGUAACAUACUAGUUCCAGUCCCACACUGCAAUCUCCUUUAAGGCUUGAGUCACUUUUACAUUGACACCCAGAAAGGAUUGGUGCGCAAGACUUAACAUGAGACUCUUGCCCAACACAACAAAUCCCCCCAGGAAAUGAUGGGAGGUGAGUAAUAUUCAAAGUAUGUAUUUUGUGCAUCUGUGUUUUAAAGCAAGAUUAAAUCCAAACAAGAGUUUGUAUCA
This is a messenger RNA of Hippocampus comes (tiger tail seahorse), 1009 nucleotides long. RefSeq names its product serglycin (gene srgn). The transcript is spliced from 4 exons. The coding region runs from base 97 to 582 and encodes 161 amino acids. NCBI's taxonomy places the organism in Eukaryota, Metazoa, Chordata, Actinopteri, Syngnathiformes, Syngnathidae. The record is from RefSeq and is a predicted model, not a curated record.